Messenger RNA from Aspergillus niger, 306 nucleotides. RefSeq lists its product as hypothetical. The record is from RefSeq and is a predicted model, not a curated record. Bases 1 to 306 code for a protein of 101 amino acids. The transcript is spliced from 3 exons. NCBI's taxonomy places the organism in Eukaryota, Fungi, Ascomycota, Eurotiomycetes, Eurotiales, Aspergillaceae.
AUGCCGACCGUGCAAAGUGCAUGGGAAAUAUAUCAACCGAGAUCCAGCGAUACCAUUAUCACCCAUAUGCGUACUAAAUAUAGACAAGGUGAUAACCUCGACUCCAUUACCGUUGAGAAACUUGACAGCCAGUCUAGGGUCAGCGGGGCUUAUGAGGAAUUGGAUUACAAGCCCAGCAAGGUACCAGCUCACAAUACAAAGGAGUAUUUGAUUGCUCGAACAUUUCAAGAUCCGGUUCAAAACCUAGGAUAUGUCAAUAAGGUUGGGGGAUUCUGGGAUAAGGGGUCGCGGAAAGACAAGCAAUAA